Messenger RNA from Glycine soja, 1428 nucleotides. RefSeq names its product protein ROOT INITIATION DEFECTIVE 3-like. The record is from RefSeq and is a predicted model, not a curated record. The transcript is spliced from 8 exons. NCBI's taxonomy places the organism in Eukaryota, Viridiplantae, Streptophyta, Magnoliopsida, Fabales, Fabaceae. Gene Ontology annotation, molecular function: protein binding. Bases 1 to 1428 code for a protein of 475 amino acids. Gene Ontology annotation, biological process: rRNA processing; DNA-templated DNA replication. Gene Ontology annotation, cellular component: nuclear pre-replicative complex.
AUGACGGUGGUGGAAGAAAGAGAGGCAGUGUUGGCAUGUAGUGACAAGAACAUGAAGAUAGGGGCGACGAUGUGGGACUUGGAAACAGGAGAAAAAUUGUUUCACAUACCAACAUGUGCCUCGCCACCUUUUGGCUUCUUGUGCUUGAGAAACCGUUUCCUUGUGGCGUCUCAAUCAAACAAACUCGGGUCUGUUGGCGACGGAGCCAUUGCAAUUUGGUCUUUCAACAAGCCUCAACAACCACUUUUGAAUUACACGGUGGAGGCUAUUGGGCCACUUUCUUGUACAAAUGAUGGCAUAUACCUCGUGGGAGGAGCUUUGUCCGGAAAGGCAUAUCUUUGGGAUGUGACCAAUGGAAAAUUACUGAAGACUUGGAAGGCUCAUAAUAAAUCUUUAAAUUGCAUGCUAUUUUCAGAUGACAAUUCUCUUCUUUUUUCUAGUUCAUCUGAUGGAAUGAUAUGUGUUUGGCCCAUGAUUAGUCUAUUAGAUGUAGAAGAUACAAGAAGCUCGCCACCUCCAUUGCAUUGUUUUUUAGGGCACAUGUCUUCCAUAACUGGGCUUUUAACUACACCAAAUAGUUACUUAUCAAGAUUAGUAUCAAGCUCCCUUGAUGGCACAUGCAAGGUUUGGGAUUUUAUCUCUGGAAUGCUUGUGCAAACUCACGUUUAUCCUUUUGCAAUAACUUCCAUCACCCUUCACCAAAGGGAAAUGCUCUUAUUUUGCGGAACAGAAAAGGGAACAAUAAUUGUUAACAAGCUUGAUGUUGGUCAGGAAGAAGGUUUUUCCAUUGUCAAUGAAAGCCAACAACCACUUGAAUUGAAAGGACACAAUGGAGCCAUUACUGCCUUAACCUCUACUCGAGCAUGCUUAAUAUCUGCCUCAGAAGAUUGUUCUAUCUGUGCUUGGGAUAUCUUUAGUUGGAAAAGGAUUCAAAGGUUCAGUAUUCAAAAAGGGAAAGUAACUAAUCUUGUGAUAGUUUCACGGUCCUCGUUGCUCCCUACACCAAACCACCGAAGAGUCCCCAAUCAGUAUCAUGUUUCUCAGCUUGAAAAGUAUCCCCAGCUAGUCAACUCAUUUAAGGGAACUACCACUCUUCUUUCCUUACGUCCACUCUACACAGGAAUUCAAACCGACAUUGAUAUGGAAAGUAUUGGUUUAUUGAAACAAAAGAUUUCUAGUUCACAGAAAGGAGAUCUGCCUAUGGCCAUGACAAUGCAAAUGAAAAUGGAAGCAAAUGUAGAGAGUCGAGUAUUGGCGACAAACAUGGCAAAGCAUGUUAUGGUGAUAAACAAACAAUUGCAGUCAAAAUUAUUGGGUAUGAUGCAACACAGAUUGUUUCGUACAAACAACAUUAACUUGCCAAAAGCUAGUAGAAAAAAGUUCAAAAUUCAAAGUCUAAUGCAGGAAGAGGAAAGUCAUAAACCUUAG